This is a messenger RNA of Neltuma alba, 3465 nucleotides long. RefSeq lists its product as uncharacterized. The transcript has 4 exons. The coding region runs from base 333 to 3119 and encodes 928 amino acids. Lineage: Eukaryota; Viridiplantae; Streptophyta; Magnoliopsida; Fabales; Fabaceae. The record is from RefSeq and is a predicted model, not a curated record.
CUACCUAUUAUUAGGCAGACAUAUGACUCAAAAUAAGGCUUUUGUUGUAAGCAAUACGGUGUUAGUAUCUGUUACUGAUCAAGUAUAAACACUCUGGCAAUCCCAAACUCAAGCUGUCCUCAGAUGUUGAAAGCUGAGGGGCAUGUGAAUAUCAUCAUCACGACCAUGGUAUGGUCUAUGAUGUACAAUUGUUGGCCUUUUAGAUAUCAAACUUGGAGUUCUUUCCUUUGAUGCAUUCUUCUUUAUUAGAAGCAUUCCAUUUGUUUGAAGAAUAGUGUAUUAGUCUGAAUUCUCCCUGUUUUGCUUAUAUUGUAGGAUUUGGCAAGUUGAGCAUGGGCAAUGAAAUGGGUAAUAACAACACGACAUCUGCUCUCAAUGAGGAAGAUAAUUCAAGCGAAGCUGAGAAAAAAACUUUUAAUGAGGAAGUGAGAGCAGAGAGCAAGGAAGGAGAAAGUCAGAAAAUCUCUGCUGCUAAAGGCAGUGAUGAUGAAACAAAAGCUGAUGGAUUGGCUUCAAAUGAUAGGAAUGAACCUGGAAAUGAGACAUUGAAAGGCGAUAUUCUUGGAGAUGGUAAGAAGGGAGAGAAUCAGACAGCCCCAACAUCGGAAGCCAGAUGUCAAAUAGAAGAAACUGCAAUGGCUUCUGAUGAUGCAAUAGUUGAACCUGGAAAAGAUACACUUGAAGAAGACAGUCAUGCAGAUGAUGUAAAAGGGCCAAAUCAAAUGAUCCCAACGGCUGAUAAUGAAAAUGUUGAAGAGAAAGCUAGAGGAUUGACUACUGUUGAAUCGGCGAUCAUGCUUGAGAAUGAUUCACCAAAAAGUGAUACUCAUGGAGAUGUUGUAAUCGUAGAAAGUCAAAUGCCUCCUGCAGUUGAAGUUGAAGAUGUUCUGAAUGAUGAUAGGUCACUGGUUUCUAAUGAUGUGCCAAAUGAGCUUGAAAAUGCCAUAGAGGAAGGAAAUGCCUGUGAAGACGAUAAAAAUGGAGAUCAUCAAAAUCAUCCAUCCACCGAAGGCGAAAUUGUCCAGGAAAAAGCUGCAAGGAUUGAUUUAGAUGACAGAACAAUUGAAGUUCAACACGAAACACAAAAAGAAACUCAUUAUAAUGAUGAACCACGUGAAAAUGCAAUGGAUCCUAUUUCCAGAGACUCGGAUGGUUCAGGAAAAGCUACCAACUUGUCUUCUGAUGAUCAAGCUAAUGUCAAAGAUUCCUUUUCCGAUUCAGGGAAUCAAAUAACUGAAAUCAUUCAACUUGAAAUGUAUCCAAAUGCUGGAAUGGCAGAUAAAGGAGCUGAGAACUGUAAAACCCUGUCAGAGUUUUCGUUGAAAAGUACUGAAGAAUAUGACGGGCAAAUAGAUCUAUGUAAGGAUCAGCCUGUUGCAUAUGAUCACCACCUUGAUGAAGAGUCUUCAAUAAAACAAGAGGAAGAGAACACUGUCGUUUCAACAUCAAAUGAUGUAGAACUUCAAGAAUCAUCACAGAUACAUUCUUUGCAUGUUGAGUUUGGUGAAGUUCUUGAAGAACCAUCACUUCAAGGCAGUGAAUCACUGAAAAGAAGUGAUCUUUCUGAUACUGAUACCCUCCCUUUAAUGGAUGAUGAUAUCAGUUCAGAUAAAGAAAAGGACAGCCAAGAAAACGUGUUAUGUGGAGUCAGCUCUGAAGGCGGAGAAAGAGAUGAAUCAGGAAGUAGAGAGAGACGUGCUUCGGAGAUAACAGAUAAUUUUUCUAGCAUCAAUGAAAAGAGCGAUUGCAGUCUAUUGGCCGAGGCCAAUUGUAUUACCGAUCAUUCUGUGGAUUCACCACCAGAAUCCAAUGAUAUGUAUAAGGGACCACUGUUUGACAGUGAGAAAAUGUGUAAGGAGCUUCAAGAAGACAGAAAAUCGAACCUAAGAGGAUCAGAAAUGGAGAAUUCACAAGAUUUUCAGGCUGACAUCAUCAAUAGAAGGUCUAAUGGAGAAGAGAAUGUAGUUCUUGCUGGGGUUGUUCAUGGGAUAGGCGAAACAGAUCAAGUUGAGGAAAAAUUUACUGAGAAUGGACACCGAUUUGAUGCGUGCAUUAAUAACAACACAAAUUCAAAUGAAAUCAGCACUACUCUAGUUCAACAAGGUUUUAUGGUUCCUGAAGCUGAAGGAGAUGGACUUAUCCCAGGCCCAGCAGUUGUAAAUUGCAGACCUGAACAGGAAAAGAAUUAUGAGGAGAAAGUUCUUGACGAAAUAGAGAAAAGGCCAGAGGCUAAGCCGUUAAAAGACUCAGAUGGGAACGACAUGUCAGAACAAUUUGACUCUCAUCUUUUAACUUCAGGUCAAAAAGAAUCUCAGACCCUGCAGAAUUCUUGUUCUAUGUUACCUAUACCUAGACAUCAAGACGACAAUGUCAGCCAAACCAAGAUCUUUACUUUUGCCAACCUGCAAGCUUCAGAUCACCAAGAGGGCAACACUGAUUCUUCAAAUUUGACCAUGCCAGCUCUGGACAUCGUCGAUAAUGAAGCAUUCGAGAAAGAAGAGAAGGACUAUUCCCAACAAGCAGAAGCAACAUCACCAAAAGAAGCAGAAAUAACAACUUCAAAGGCCAAUCUGUCCGGUACACCGCUUCUUAACAAUCCUGUAGUUGCAAAUGGAGGUUAUGAAGUUAUGGAAAGUACAACAAGGUAUAGCACGGAAUCAAACCCUGAGAAUCCAAAUAUCUCUUGUCUGAUGCAAAAAUCUCCAAGUUUCAAUCUCAAUCUCCGAAUAGAAGCGACAAAAGAAGAAUCGGAUCACAUUCCGUUGCUUCAUCAGGGCAAGACUGCAACCGAAAGCUCGUCAAACCAGAGCAAUCUAAAUCUUGAGCCUUGCGCUGAAUAUGAACGAAGCAUAUCUCUGCAUGAAGAAAUGCCAGUGGAGGAGAAAAUAGUGACUAUGGAAAGAAGUUACUCUGAGAAAUUCCAUGCCCCAUUCUUAGGUCUGUUGAAAGAAGAAGAAGAAGCUCAUCUUCUAGUCAUGCCAAAGAAACAAGAAAAACAAGAUGGAACAGUGAAGGAGGUGAAAGAAAUGGAGUAUGCUUCGCCUAAAGGAAAAGAAAAACGCAAGCCAAGGCCUUCGCUCUUCAGCAGCUGCAUGUGUUGCAUGACUUUGACAAACUAAAACACUCAUAUACCAAUUGCUUAUGCGCCUGUUUCGGUUUUUCUGCUUUGUGGUGCUGAGUUCUACUGCUGAUUGACUUCUUUUUUUCUUUUUCAGUCUUUUCUGAAACAGAUUUUACAUGUGAAAUUCUGAAGAGAUAUUGGUUUGCAGAAUGGUGAGAUGAGUUAAGUUUGAAGUUUUUUGGGAGACAUCAAAAGGUGGGAAGAAGAGUGGGGAUUUUAUUACUGAGGCAUCUUGUCUUCAUAUCUGUACUAAGAAGGAAAUGCCAUGUUUGGUACAUUUACGAAAUUUAUGGUUGUUUCAUUUUAAGCGGUGCUUAGUUUAACCUUUUGGUGGCAAAAAACAA